This is a messenger RNA of Haliotis rufescens (red abalone), 1185 nucleotides long. Its product is annotated as 2-oxoglutarate and iron-dependent oxygenase domain-containing protein 2-like. Gene Ontology annotation, molecular function: oxidoreductase activity, acting on paired donors, with incorporation or reduction of molecular oxygen; L-ascorbic acid binding; iron ion binding. Bases 25 to 1047 code for a protein of 340 amino acids. The transcript is spliced from 6 exons. NCBI's taxonomy places the organism in Eukaryota, Metazoa, Mollusca, Gastropoda, Lepetellida, Haliotidae. The record is from RefSeq and is a predicted model, not a curated record.
UCAUUUGUUUUUGAGAGCGACUUCAUGAAGACGUUUUACUCUUGUCGGUGUUUCUACACGAAGAAUAUUUUUCUGAAACAGUUUGGUAUCCACAUUCAAUAUGAAAACAAGAAACAGUUCAUUUCUCAGUUUGAAAAGGUUCUUAGAGAUAAAGGUUGCGACACUGAGCAGCAGCUUGAGGAUGUCGUCACACAGAUCCAAGAGGAGAUUGACAGGAGGAGAGGCCUGGGAAGAGCCUCGCUGGCAAGACGGACAGUGAUAUCUGCAACAUACCGACCUCUUCAUGCAGAUAUAUACAAACUGAAGGAGGAGUACCUGGCACCAGAGUUCCUGGAUCUUGUGGCGCUGUGCAAGACUAAGGGUGUCACAGCAGAUGUUGUUAGGAAGAGGCUGCACACUCAGGAUGGGAAUCGGAUGUACAUGUUCCAAGUGUUCCAACAGGGCUUCUGUGAUCUGUUCUUGGAGGAACUGGAACACUUUGAGAACAGUGACUGUCCUAAAGGUCGGCCAAACACCAUGAACAAAUACGGGAUUUUACUGAAUGAGUUGGGUUUUGACGAGGACUUCAUCAAUCCCUUGAGAGAAAACUAUCUGACCCCAAUCACAUCCAUCCUAUUCCCAGACUGGGGCGGUAACGACCUUGACUCCCACAAGGCCUUCAUUGUGACCUACAAACUAGGGGAUGACCUUGACCUCAGCUAUCACUAUGACAACGCAGAAAUUACAUUGAAUGUAGCUCUCGGGAAAGUGUUUGAUGGAGGGACUCUGUAUUUUGGUGAUAUGAGAACGGAGAGACGUACAGAGACAUACAGUCGGUACGACCAUGAGCCUCUGUUUGGACUUCUUCAUAGGGGGCAGCAUCUUCAUGGAGCAAUGCCUAUCGAGGAUGGGGAAAGGUAUAACUUGAUCAUUUGGAUGCGGUCCUCGCGGGUUCGGAACCAGAGAUGUCCAAUGUGUGAUGAUGAACCAGAUUUGGUGGAGGCUGUGGGCUUUGGGGAUGGUUUUACCAGAGAGGAGCCUGUGGUUGAUGUGUGCACAGCUUCAUAGAGAUUCACUUACCCGGUACAAGGAAUGUGAUCAUGUGAUGUUACUGAUUGGCCUAGACCCGUGAAGAUUCCGGGGUAGGAUAGGUCCUCAGCAACCCAUGCUUGCCCUAAAAGGUGACUCUGCUUGUCGUAAAAGGCG